This is a messenger RNA of Tripterygium wilfordii, 1803 nucleotides long. RefSeq names its product E3 ubiquitin-protein ligase MIEL1-like. Gene Ontology annotation, cellular component: nucleus. Gene Ontology annotation, biological process: ubiquitin-dependent protein catabolic process; protein ubiquitination. Bases 94 to 1152 code for a protein of 352 amino acids. Gene Ontology annotation, molecular function: ubiquitin protein ligase activity; zinc ion binding. The record is from RefSeq and is a predicted model, not a curated record. Lineage: Eukaryota; Viridiplantae; Streptophyta; Magnoliopsida; Celastrales; Celastraceae. The transcript is spliced from 11 exons.
UCAGUGAAAUAAGUAUGCCAAAAUCUGCAUUCCCCUCGCCCUCCCAAGUCGUAGAUAUUGGAAAUCAGUUAUGCCCCGCAACUGUUUGUAAAAAUGCCCACGACGCCGCAACGGACUUCCCAUCCCUGUCUAUAUUUGAGUAUUUCUAUUCGCCCAAGAUUGCGGCUCCUGUCCCUUCCUCGACAAGUCACCAGUCACUGCCACCCACCUUAUCCCAUCUCCCUCGCUUCCUCCGCUUUGUGGGCUCCCCGUAUUUCCUUGACAUUUAAUAAUCUGUUAACAAAUACACAACAAUGGAUGAAAUUAAAGCUAAAGCUAAAGCUAGAGGUGGUGCCUUUGAAUACUUUCUUUCGUCUUUUAGGAUUUUGUAAAGAAAAACCCAUCUUCCCCAAUCGGGAUACUUUCUCUUGUGCAUCCUUGGCUGGCCUUUCAUUUCUCUGUAAUAUUAUUUUCCCGAGAGUCAUGGAAGGCCCCGCCAAUGAACGCCCUGCUUUUGGGAAGAUGGGCUACGGGUGCGACCAUUAUCGGAGAAGAUGUAGGAUUCGAGCUCCCUGCUGCAACGAGGUCUUUCCUUGCCGCCAUUGUCACAACGAGGCUGCGGGCAUGCUGAAGAACCUCUAUGAUCGGCACGAGAUAGAUCGAUGUGAUGUUAAACAAGUCAUAUGUUCAGUUUGUGACACCGAGCAGCCCAUAGGCCGAGUUUGCACGAAUUGUGGCGUCAAUAUGGGCGAAUACUUCUGUGAGAUCUGCAAAUUCUACGACGAUGAUACUGAGAAAGGGCAAUUUCAUUGUGAUGAUUGUGGGAUCUGCAGAGUCGGUGGCCGUGAGAACUAUUUUCACUGCAAGAAGUGUGGUACUUGCUAUUCAAUCAGUCUGCGUGAUAAUCAUCAGUGUGUUGAGAACUCCAUGCGACAUCACUGCCCUAUAUGUUACGAGUAUAUGUUUGACUCGCUGAAAGAUACAACUGUAAUGAAAUGUGGGCACACAAUGCAUUCUGAAUGUUGCCAUGAAAUGAUGAAGCGUGACAAAUUCUGUUGUCCGAUCUGCUCCAAGUCGGUGAUUGAUAUGUCUAAAACCUGGAAGAGAAUAGAUGAGGAGAUAGAAGAAACUGUCAUGCCUGAGGAAGCUGCCCUAUUCCUUCUUUUGAAAUAACACUUCAUCAAAAGUCUAUUAAGUAUCAAGUGUUAUAUAUGAACCAAAAUGGAAACUUUCUAAACUGUGAUAAGAUUCUGCAUCAUAUUCAGGUCACACAGUUAAUAAACCGGCUAAUAACCUGAUAGUAUGUUCAUAAGAAUUAUUCUCAAUGGUUCUGAGCUGUUCUUUAGUUCUUGAGAAGACAAUCUAAACAGCGAGAAAUGAUUGCAGGUCUGGAUACUGUGUAAUGACUGCAACGAUACCACUGAACUUUACUUCCACAUAAUUGGGCAGAACUGCAGCCACUGCAAAUCAUACAAUACCCGCUCAAUUGCACCACCAGUUCUUCCUCAAUGACAAGGGGCAAUGUCCGGCCUUGUAGACGCAUGCAUUGCAGCGUCGCUGUCGCACCCAGUGUGUAUAAUACAAGGCGGAUUUUUAUUGCAAGAUUCAAUCAUCUUAGAGUUUUUCUGAAUUGUAUUCUUGCUCCAAUUUAUGGAUGGAUUUGGAGCCAAAACUUGACCACUCUGGGUCUGAUGUAACAUUACAAUGUGUACAGAAAUUCUGGUAACAGGGUUUCCCUUGAAGAUGUUAUGCUGUAUUUGGAGUCUAUUUAUGGUAUUAAUCCAUAGGAGUAUGGGGCUAAACAAGGCUAUUGGUUGCCUGAAA